CUUCCUGUAUCAGGACAGUUUCCAAAGAUGGCCGCCGCUGUGGCAGUGAAGGAGAAAAGUCCAUCAGAGAACAGAAGAUAGGAUCCUCAGAGCUCUAACAUCAGGUCGCUGAGCUUCUACAGGACCAUCAUCCCAGCCUCCGCCUGUCUUAGCCCCGCCUUCCUGCUCCUCCUAUGCCGCUUGAUGGGUGGGCUCCGACAGCAGUGACCUGGAAGGGAUCCAGAAGAACAGCCUCCAGGGUGGAGCGUCCCCAUCUGGACCUUCUGUGGCCGUUCUGAAGGCCCCUUGCCGAUAGUUGAUGACGGCCUGAGCAGCAGAGCAUGUGGAGAGGGCAGGUCUGGCAGCAUGGCCAUGCAGGAAAAGAAGCAGGGGGCAGAUGGUGUGACCCAUGGCCUCUCAACCAGUCAGGCACUGGUGAAGCUCCGGGACCAGCUCAGCAGCCUGCUGGAGCAGCACCAGAGAGCCAGACAGAGACGGCUUUCCUGGCGGGAGCAGUGGCUAAAUAGCUUUCUAUACCAUGGCAAUCGGCAGUCCUGUCUCCACUGGCCAGGUGGAGCCCUUACCCUGCUGGUUGUUCUGGGACUCAUUUGCUGCCACGGCAGCCAGCCGACUGGCAGUUCUGGUAUAGAGAUGGUGAACGCUGCAGCUCUACUCCUCCUCUUCCUGUUGAACCUGCUCUUGGUUGGCCGUCAGGAGAGGCUAAAGAAAACUGAGAUGAUCCGGCGCCUCAAACGCAUCAUCACUCAACUCAGUGAUUAUGUGUCAGCGUGUGUGGGGGAAGUUCAUUGGCCGUCCUCUCUUUACCCUGACCUUUACACGCCCCCGUCUCCAUCAUGGUCCCUUCAUUGGACCUACCGGGACUCUAAGCUCGUCAACCUGCCCGUCAGUCUGCUGGUGGAAGGAGAUGUCAUCGCUCUGCGACCUGGCCAAGAGGCGUUUGCAUCUCUCAGAGGCAUCAAGGAUGAUGAGCACAUAGUCCUGGAACCAGGAGAUCUUUUCCCCCCGUUUUCCCCCCCACCUUCACCCCGGGUUGAGAAAAAGGAACCCCAGAGCCCCCAGCAGCACCGCCUCUUCAGAGUGGUCCGGACCCCGGUGCUGGAGCUGGUCAGGAGCAGCCUGGAGCUGGCUCUGUCCCGGCCCAUCACUGUGUUGGAUAAUGAGCGGUUCACGGUCCAGUCCAUCAUCACAAAGCUGGUCUGUCCUGUUGUACUGGUGGCGUUCCUGCUGGUGAACACCGUCCGCUUCUUCUGCGACUCCCCCAGCCUCACACCCAGCAGCUACAACUUCCUCCAGCUGCAGGUAAGACCAUGCUACACUCCAGGUGUCGUGAGAAACCCUACCGGUUACCAGAGCGUCCCUAUCCCUGAGAGAAACCCUACCGGUUACCAGAGCGUCCCUAUCCCUGAGAGAAACCCUACCGGUUACCAGAGCGUCCCUAUCGCUGAGAGAAACACUACCGGUUACCAGAGCGUCCCUAUCCCUGACAGAAACCCUACCGGUUACCAGGGCCUUGCUAAGUUCUCUGAGGACACUCUAAGCAGCUACACAGAAGCAGUUUCCUCGCAGGAGAUGCUGCGCUGCGUCUGGAGGCACAUGGUUCGAGUCAUGAAGGGAGAAUCGGAGACGCUGUGCUACACAUCCAGCCUCCUGCACACUCUGGGCUCUGUCACUGUGCUGUGCUGCGUGGACAAGCAGGGGAUUCUGUCAUGGCCAAACCCGAGUCCAGAGACGGUGCUGUUCUUCAGUGGGAGGGUGGAACCGCCUCACAACAGCCAGGAAGACCUCCGAGAUGACCUCUCCAUGAACUCCUACUGCCGCCUGGAGAUGGAGGACGACAGGGACGAGCCUCAGGAAGCAGAGACUCUCCUCUGUCCAUCGGAGACGCCCGCUGCCCAGCAGGACGGAGCAUCCGAGCCCAGUGAGGCGGCUCACAACCCGCCUUGCGCCCCUGAAGCGGUCCAGCUCCGACGGCCCCAUCAGCCCGCUCAGUGUCGGACCAAGCACCACUCUGGAUCCAACGUGAGCUUCAGCCAUGACACGGAGGGAGGCGAGAAUGAGCAGGACUUUGCUGUGGGCUGCCCAGAAGCAGAGGCAGAGGACUUUGUGUGCGACUACCACCUGGAGAUGCUGAGUCUGUCUCAGGACCAGCAGAACCCGACCAGCAUCCAGUUCGACGAUCUCUCCUGGCAGUGCCACCUGCCCUCCCUCAAGCCGCUGGGCCUCAACAUCAUGCUGAACCUGUGCAAUGCGGCGGUGACACAGCAGCUGUGCCGCUUCUCUGACCACCUGUCCAACCUAGCGCUGCAGGAGAGCCACGGCUCCGUGCUUCCUGUCUACGUCCCCUGGGGCCUCUGCGAGCUCUCCAGGCUCAUAGGGUUCACUCCUGGAGCCAGGGAGCUGUUCCAGCAGGAGAACCACCUGACCCUCUACCAGCUGCCAUCCAGAGAGACCACCAAGGAGCUGGCCUCCCGCCGCCUCCCCUACUUCACCAAACGCCAGCCCCCCAUCUCCCACCUCAUGUCUCUGUGUGUGAGAGACUCAUCCUCCAAUAGUGUCCAGAUGUUGUCCCACGGUUCGGCCGACCUCAUCCUGGAGGCCUGCACAGACUUCUGGGAUGGGACGGAUAUCUACCCUCUCUCGGGCUCGGACAGGAAAAAGGUUCUGGACUUCUACCAGCGGGCCGUGCUGUCCGGUUACUGCUCCGCCUUCGCCUACAAACCCAUGCAGGUGUCGCUGUCCAGCCAGCUGGAUGGGAAAUGUGUGCAGCUGGCCUCGGGCCCCUGCCUGUUCUCUGGGGUGGAGCUGCCCUCCACCACGCCCAUCAAACACAGCCUGUUGAGGAACAGCUGGAGCUCAGAUGAGGGGAUCGGAGAGGGCGUGGAGCGGGAGGACUGCGUUCAGGCGCUGAGCGGUCAGAUCUUCAUGGGGAUGGUGUCGUCUCAGUUCCAGGCCAAGCUGGACACGGUCCGCCUCAUCGAUGCCUUGGUCACCGCCUGCAUUCGCUUCGUUUAUUUCUCCAUGGAGGAUGAGCUCCGCAGCAAGGUGUUUGCAGAGAAGAUGGGUCUGGAGACAGGCUGGAACUGCCACAUCUCUCUGACUCCAAAUGGAGACGGCCCAUGUGAGGGAGCUGCUUCCAGCCCCAGCCACGGCUCGCUGCAUGAAGACCUCCACCACGAUUCCAGAGACGAAGCAGAAGGCCCGCUGCUGUCGGAGGAGGAGGCUCAGUCGGACCUGGCCAGUUUCCAACCCGCAGACAGCGACGUGCCCAGCUUCCUGGAGGAUUGUAACAGAGCCAAGCUUCCUCGUGGGAUCCACCAGGUCCGGCCUCACCUCAAGAACAUCGACAACGUGCCUCUUUUAGUGCCGCUCUUCACAGACUGCACUCCUGACACCAUGUGUGAGAUGAUGAAGAUCAUGCAGGAGAACCGUGAGGUGACCUGCUGUCUGGGAAGCUCCGCCAAUUUCCGGAACAGCCGCCUCUUUCUGCAGAGCGACUUCAGCAUUGGGCUGGACCCUCUGUACCCGUCUCAGUGUUCAUGGGAGACCUUUGGCUACGCCACAGGAGGAGGACUUCACGGAGAUGCUGAAGGACUGUCUCCUCUGAGACUGUCAGGACAGCUGAACAGCCUGGGCUGCUCUGUGUCCUUUCACCAGGGAAACAGCGUCAGCCUGAUCAAACUCAUCGAGCAGGCGCGACACACGACGUCUGGCAUCCGCAAGUGCUUUCUGUUCCUGCUGCAGUGUCAGCUCAGUCUGGUUAUUGUUCAGUUCCUGGCCUGUCUCGCUCAGCUUCCUCCACCCAUGAACACCACUGACAUCCUGUGGAUGUCCUGCUUCAGUUGCCCAUUAUUGAGUGUGUCGCUUCUGGGGAAGCCGCCGGACAGCUCAGUCAUGACUGUUGCUACGGGGAAGAACUUGGAUUCCAUCCCUAAAAAGACUCAGAACUAUUUCCUGGGCUGUUUCCUCCUGAAGUUUGGCCUCACCCUGUGUGCAUACCUGCUGGUGUUUGGCUUCACCCUGCAGUCGGUGUGCCCCGCCGGGACCAACAUCACCCUCAGCCUCAACACCACCCUGAGCCCCAACACCACAAUAGACUGCAGCUCCUUAUUCACUCCCAGCUCGUCGCCAAAGGCUCUCCCUUGGUUCAAGGAGCUGUCCAACGGCCUCCUGCUGACCCAGAAGCUCCUGGCCGGUUUCCUUGUGCUGCACACAGUGGUGAUCUCCCUCAGCUACGUCCACCGCUCACAACCUCUGUGGAGGAAGAGUCCCUUCAACAACACCUGGUGGUGCCUCACCGUGCCGGUGGUAUUGCUGGGUCAGGGUGUUCAGGCAACCGUGGAUUACCAGCUGUGGCGUGACCAGGGUAGCUCUCUGACCUUCAGUCUGGCCAACAUCCCCAUGGAGGUCUGGCUCCUGGCCUCUUUGUCCCCGGUGCUGGUGGUGGUGGUCAACGAGGUGGUGAAACUGCAUGAGAUACGGGCUCGAGUUCGUUACCAGAAGAGACAGAAGCUGCAGUUUGAAACCAAGCUGGGAAUGAAUUCUCCUUUCUAAGGCCCAUAAGGUCCCUGCAGAGGACCGUGAUGUUCUGGCAGGUUCCUUCCACCUGAUGACCACGCCCACCCAGCAGCAUCUGAAGGACUAGAGAGAGGAAGACUCCAGCAGCUUCAUCAGCACCUCCAUGUUCUCCAUGUGGUUUAAAGACGAGGAACGAGCAGAUGUUCUGCUGCAUGUUCUCCAGGAAUGGUUAGCCCCUCCCAUCACUAAGGAUCUUCUCACCAACUCGGCCUUCAUUUUAUAGAGAAGAACAUGAAAAUAAAAUCAGAGGCGAGAUCCUGAAGCUCUGAUCCCAGCGAGGAACCAGGACCUCAAUCAGCUCCGGAUCUUUGGGGAAACCAGUCCAUCCUGGAAGAUUUCUUAAAAACUAUCAAUGGUUUUUUUAUGCUUUUAAUUCAUGUCUUAGAUUUUAGGGACCCCCCCUAACCCCCAUCAGGGGCGACCUGAGGUGACCCAGCAUGCGCCCUGUUCAGUGAUGGAACAAUAAAGUGGUACCGGUUCCCAGUCUGUUACUGCUGUGUUUUUAUCAACAUGUUCAAGUGGAAAUAAAAUGAUGGA
Cyprinodon variegatus (sheepshead minnow) is the source of this 5112-nucleotide messenger RNA. RefSeq names its product transmembrane protein 94 (gene tmem94). The coding region runs from base 346 to 4551 and encodes 1401 amino acids. NCBI's taxonomy places the organism in Eukaryota, Metazoa, Chordata, Actinopteri, Cyprinodontiformes, Cyprinodontidae. The transcript has 32 exons. The record is from RefSeq and is a predicted model, not a curated record.